UCACUAUGUUUUUGCUUUUGUCGAGCUUAGCGUAAAUGCGGAACUGUCGGUUCGCUGAAGCAAGCAGUAGACUUCGUAGCCGUACGAUCGAUAUACAGUAUGUCCCGUAGAUUUUAGAGGCCGCAUGGAAUUACGCGAAUCGCUGUCGUCGAGCAUGUUACUGAUACCGGCGUUCGUCGCGACUUUGGUCGCCCAAUUCGACCUUGCAUGUGCCACGUCCGCCAGUCUUAAUGAAAUAAGCUCGCGAGCUUUCACGUGCCGGGCCGGCAAGUGCCUGCGCGCCUCCUUCGGAACCUCCCUGGAGACUUGCAGGAUGACUUGUCCCGAAUCACCCCCCGUAUGGCCCAAACCGAAGAGCCUCCUCGUGGCCUACAAGGACUCGUCUCAGUUUCGCAAACGUCACGUUCUGCUCAAAACUUUCGGCCCCAAUGCCACCCGCGGCGACCUGGAGGCGAUGGCGAACCUCUUCGUCGGGUCGUUCCCCGAAGGCGACGUCCGCCUCGUCGACGACGACGUCGUCUUCAUUCGGCUGAACCUCCACGUGCGUUCCGGCGAGAGGAAGCUCGCGCUCUCUACCGACGAGAGCUACGAGCUUUACGUGCAACGUCUGGAAGACCACGUCUUGGUGAACGUCUACGCCGAGAGCGUCUUCGGCGCGAGACACGGCUUGGAGACGCUCAGUCAGCUCGUGUGGUUCGACCCUCAUCUCAACCAUUCGCGCAUACUCCACGACGUCCACGUCAAAGACGCACCCAGUUUCCCUCACCGGGGAGUCAUGGUGGACACCGCGAGGAACUUUUUCCCCGUGGCCGACCUGGCGAGGGUCGUGGACGCCAUGUCCUACGCGAAACUCAACGCGCUCCACUUGCACCUGACGGACGCGACAAGCUUCCCCGUGAUCCUCCCCAGUUACCCCGAAUUCGCAGAAGAAGGCGCGUAUUCCGCUAAGAUGACAUACUCCGCGCACCAGGUCCGGACCCUCGUCGAAUACGCUCGCGUGAGGGGCGUCAAGGUUAUCUUGGAGGUGGACGCGCCCAGCCACGUCAACAGGGGCUGGCCCAGGGAGCUCCUCACGUGCGAGGAGUCGGAUUUCUUCGACGCCCUCCUCGACCCCGACAACCCAGAGACCUUGGCGGUGCUGCAGGGUAUCUACGAGGAUCUCCUCGCGCUGGGAAGCGACGCGGAGGUUUUCCACGUUGGCGGGGACGAGGUGAACCUCGAAUGCUGGAGUAAGACGCGCGCGAGCAAACCAUUCGGCGACCUCCACUCGUUCUGGCUCAACUUCACCGGCCUGAUGAUGGAGAGGCUCCUAGCUGCCAACGGGGGCGUCAUGCCCCGCCACGUGGUGCUAUGGUCGAGUCCAUUGACGGACAACCACGCGGAGCGUCUUCCUUUCAAGGAAAACGUGGUCGUGCAGUAUUGGUUCGGACGGUAUCGUAACCUGCUCGACGCAGGCGUCAAAGUGAUCUUCUCCACAGUGGGCAAGUGGUAUUUGGACUGUGGCUUCGGCGCUUGGAAGAUGAACCAAGAGGAGGGAGUGUGCGAUCCGUACACCCCUUGGCAGAAGGCCUACGAGUACCGUCCGUGGAGUGAGUUGAGCAACAGCUCGGGAGUGCUAGGAGGUGAAGCGUGUCUAUGGUCCGAGCAGGUGAGCGUGGACGAUUUGGACACGAGACUUUGGCCUCGGGCCGCUGCCGUAGCCGAAAGGUUGUGGACGGAUCCGGAAGUGUUCGACGAACCGGAAGUGUUCGCCAGACUGGGGGUCUAUUCGGAAGUGUUGCGCCGAAGGGGGGUGAGGGUGGCUGCGUUUUGGCCUAUGUACUGCUCGAUGGAGCCCGAGAUUUGUUACCGGUGAUCUCGGUUAGGUUUAGGUCGGGUAGAACCCCAGAAGCCGUUUUGGUGGGGAGAAAAAGUUCUGUUCUGGAGGCCGUAUCAUAAAAGGCGCUCAAGUCGGACGUUUAUCAAAUCGUUUUAGCUGAUUUAUUGGUCGCGUACAUAAUAUUGUAAAUUGAAUUAUAAACUUUUAAUGCUUUGAAAUAAAGAAUACUUAUACUUAUACUUAUAAAUUAAUAAUAAUAAAUUAAA
This is a messenger RNA of Cylas formicarius (sweet potato weevil), 2085 nucleotides long. It is a transcript of the gene Nag3, whose product is annotated as probable beta-hexosaminidase fdl. The transcript has 3 exons. NCBI's taxonomy places the organism in Eukaryota, Metazoa, Arthropoda, Insecta, Coleoptera, Brentidae. Gene Ontology annotation, cellular component: membrane. Bases 125 to 1855 code for a protein of 576 amino acids. The record is from RefSeq and is a predicted model, not a curated record. Gene Ontology annotation, molecular function: beta-N-acetylhexosaminidase activity. Gene Ontology annotation, biological process: carbohydrate metabolic process; glycosaminoglycan metabolic process; ganglioside catabolic process.